This is a messenger RNA of Knipowitschia caucasica, 642 nucleotides long. The record is from the annotation of a GenBank genome assembly. NCBI's taxonomy places the organism in Eukaryota, Metazoa, Chordata, Actinopteri, Gobiiformes, Gobiidae.
AUGUUUGGUUUGGUGGAGAGGGGAGGGGGGGAGUGGUUUGGUGGAGAGGGAGGAGAGGGGGAGUGGUUUGGUGGAGAGGGAGGGGAGGGGGAGUGGUUUGGUGGAGAGGGAGGAGAGGGGGAGUGGUUUGGUGGAGAGGGAGGAGAGGGGGAGUGGUUUGGUGGAGAGGGAGGAGAGGGGGAGUGGUUUGGUGGAGAGGGAGGAGAGGGGGAGUGGUUUGGUGGAGAGGGAGGGGAGGGGGAGUGGUUUGGUGGAGAGGGAGGGAGAGGGGGAGUGGUUUGGGGAGAGGGAGGAGAGGGGGGAGUGGUUUGGUGGAGAGGGGAGGGGGAGUGGUUUUGGUGGAGAGGGGAGGGGGGAGUGGUUUGGUGGAGAGGGGAGGGGGGAGUGGUUUGGUGGAGAGGGGGGGGGGGAGUGGUUUGGUGGAGAGGGGGGGGGGGAGUGGUUUGGUGGAGAGGGGAGGGGGAGUGGUUUGGUGGAGAGGGGAGGGGGGAGUGGUUUGGUGGAGAGGGGAGGGGGGGAGUGGUUUGGUGGAGAGGGGAGGGGGAGUGGUUUGUUGUGCUUGGUUACCCGGGAUACGGGCUCCUGUGGUCCGCUCCCCUCAGCUUCUUCACACAACAUCUCACUGCUCCUCCUCAGACGUGA